AUGUCCGACAGACCUCGUUCUCGGUCGCCCAGCACAGGCUCCUCGAGAAGACGAAGCCGAUCCCCCCUUCGACGUUCUGAAUCAGAAAGGGACCGCACCCGCGAUCGUCGCGACAAACCACGAGGCGGCGGCGGAGGCUUCAAGUGGAAAGACAAGCGUAGCACCACCGACGAGCGUGAAGGCGGAGGCAAGAGAUUAGAGCGUGGAUACCGCAAUCGCUCGCGCUCACCGCGCCGAGACAGGGAGAAGCCCGCCGAGCGGGAAAGCAAGGGCAAUUCGGUGGAAGACAAGUUCGGCGUCGCGGACAAGUUUGGGCCCUCGAAGGCGAAGAAUACGGCGGAGAGUACAGACAAGCCACCCGAGCGCGCGCCCGCUGCUACGGCGUCGGUACCGCAGGCUGCGAGCCAUGGGGAGCCGAUGAUUAUCGUGCAUGUUAACGACCGAUUGGGGACUAAGGCGGCGAUUCCGUGUUUGGCGUCGGAUCCGAUCAAGCUGUUCAAGGCGCAGGUUGCGGCGAGGAUUGGGAGACAACCACAUGAGAUCCUGCUGAAGAGACAAGGAGAGAGGCCGUUCAAGGACCAGUUGACGCUGGAGGAUUAUGGAGUCAGCAAUGGGGUGCAGAUUGAUUUAGAGAUUGAUACUGGGGAAUAA
This is a messenger RNA of Drepanopeziza brunnea f. sp. 'multigermtubi' MB_m1, 651 nucleotides long. RefSeq lists its product as uncharacterized. Lineage: Eukaryota; Fungi; Ascomycota; Leotiomycetes; Helotiales; Drepanopezizaceae. Gene Ontology annotation, biological process: protein modification process; mRNA splicing, via spliceosome. Gene Ontology annotation, cellular component: nucleus; cytoplasm. The record is from RefSeq and is a predicted model, not a curated record. Gene Ontology annotation, molecular function: protein tag activity.